This is a messenger RNA of Komagataella phaffii GS115, 954 nucleotides long. RefSeq names its product Metalloendopeptidase of the mitochondrial inner membrane. Gene Ontology annotation, cellular component: mitochondrial inner membrane. Gene Ontology annotation, molecular function: metalloendopeptidase activity. The transcript has a single exon. The record is from RefSeq and is a predicted model, not a curated record. Bases 1 to 954 code for a protein of 317 amino acids. Lineage: Eukaryota; Fungi; Ascomycota; Pichiomycetes; Pichiales; Pichiaceae. Gene Ontology annotation, biological process: mitochondrial protein processing; protein quality control for misfolded or incompletely synthesized proteins.
AUGUUCCUAAGAAACAUUAGACGGUUCGCCACUUAUCAUCGAUUCCAGAACACAACAGUUCCCAUCUGGAACAACAAGAGGAAGCUGAAAUACCUGGGGGUAGCCGUUGCUGGAACAGGCAUAUUUGUGGUGUCUCAUAUAGAGGAGGCCCCCAUCACAAAGCGUAAGAGGUUACUAUGGAUCAAUCCCAAAUGGGAAACAAUAAUUGGUGAACAGUCGUAUUCCCAAUUGAUUGCUGAAAAUAGAGACAAAAUACUGCCUGAAAAUCAUCCAACGGUGAUCAGGGUCAAAAAAAUCAUGAAUAAAAUUAUUAAAGCCGGUUCUGCCGUGGCUCACGAUUCACAACUCUCUGAGGACACAUCUUCCUUGAAACCCAUGGCUAACCGUAGUACCACUGAUAAUAUGAACUGGAAGGUUCAUGUCAUUCAUGAUUCUACUCAACCGCCCAAUGCUUUUGUUCUACCAGGCGGUAAAGUAUUCGUUAUUAGCUCGAUUUUGCCUAUCUGUGCCAAUGACGAUGGUUUGGCUACAGUUUUAGCCCAUGAGUACGCUCAUCAGUUAGCCAGACAUACUGGCGAGAACUUAUCCAAGAUGCCCUUUUACGCUCUACUGAAUCUUGUUCUUUUUACUAUUACAGGCUCCAGUUCUCUCAAUCGGAUUCUCUUACAAACUGCUGUACAGAUGCCUGCGUCUCGCGAGAUGGAAACAGAAGCAGACUACAUCGGAUUAAUGCUGAUGUCCCAAUCUUGUUAUGAUCCCCAAGAAGCUCCAAGGUUGUGGCAGAGAAUGGCUGAGCAUGAGAAAAGUGGUGCAGCAAGAGGAAUGGGUUCAGUUCCUGAGUUCCUGUCUACCCAUCCAGCCAGUCGUCGGAGAAUCCAGAACAUGAGCAAUUGGCUGCCCGAGGCAGAGCGGCUGAGGGAGUUGCAUUGCCUCGGACAAGUUUCAUGGUGGUGA